ACUUCAAAACUCUUAAGAACUUCCUCUUAACAAUUGUCUUUCUGCUUACAAAAUAAUGUAUAAUGGCCACUUAAUGUCGCUCCCUCUCAGCUUUACGAAAGCAUUUGAAGCGUAUCAGGAGACAUUCUUAAAUUACCCGAGUAAGGCUCCGCUUGUUUUAAAAUAAAAGGAAUAAUGAAAAGCGAAUAUAUGAGGGAGAAAUUGUCUUUCCUAACUCCUUAUCUGCCGUAUGGCAUUCUAGAAUCUUGGGAGGAUCUUAAUCCACGACUUUAUCAUGCGGUGCACAUAUAUUGGCUAAAAUUCUACGGGUUAUGGUACAAUACGCAUCCGAAAACCAGUUUACUCUUCUGGGCGCACAUAGUUUACGCAAUAGUGGUGCUUUGGCUCGUGUGUUUUCUACCCGGCAUUGGCGAGGUCUUCUAUUUACUCAAACGACGAGAUAACAUUGGAGAUAUCGCUGAAGGAUUGUAUUUGUUCUUAAGUGAAAUGUAUACGUACAUAAAACUGUCAGCGUUUUGGUUGAAAAGGAAGGAAAUAAUGGCGCUCCUUGAGUACCUUCAUCGAGAUGAGUUCAAAGUCAAGGAGCCGGAGCAUAGGGAAAUCCUGCGGAAAAGUAUUAAGAGCGCCCGCUUCGUGAUGACUUAUUAUUCAAGCAUGUGUGUGGGCGCAGUGAGCGUGGCAAUACUGAUGCCUCUCACCGAACAGUUCGAAGUACUGCCCACGAACGUUGAAUAUCCAUAUUUUGAUGCGUAUAAAUCACCAGCCUACGGAAUCAUUUACAUACACCACAUAUAUUACAAGCCAGCAACGUGCAUUAUUGACGGCGUAAUGGAUACCAUAUUGGCGGCUUUCAUCGCCUCAGCCAUUGGUCAAAUAGACGUCCUAGCCUUCAACCUCAGAAACUUCAACCUACUUGCGGAGCGACGACGCAAGAUGCUGCCGUUCCAAGGAGUGAACAACAAGAGUACAAAGCACAUGCCUUUUGCGGACCACGAAGAGUCGACUCGGCAGUGCGUCCGCGCCAUGUUUAAAGACAUCAUUAAGCACCAUAACAGCAUUAUAAAAUACGUUUCGCUGAUCGAGAGCGCGUUCAGCCUGGCCUCGGCCCUGCAAUUAAUGCUGAGUGCGAUGGUGCUCUGUUUGAUCGGGAUACAAUUCCUUUCGAUUGAAGAGCCUAGCAGUCACCCCAUACAAAUCGCCUGGAUGGCAAUUUAUCUCACCUGUAUGCUCAUCGAAGUUUUCAUUAUCUGCUGGUUCGGAGAUGAACUCAUUUGGAAGAGCUGGGAGCUUCACCAAGCAGCAUUCGACUCCCCUUGGCCCUCAACUGACCCCAAAACCGCCGUGUUCGUCGUCAUCUUCAUGGAGCGAUGCAAGCGGCCCCUGUGCGUCACCGCCGGCAAAAUAUUCACACUUUCGCUGGACACUUACACUAAUCUUAUCAAUUGGUCCUACAAAGCAUUUGCAGUCAUGAGGAAAAUGAAGAAAUAA
Messenger RNA from Cydia strobilella, 1488 nucleotides. RefSeq names its product odorant receptor 2a-like (gene Or-44). The coding region runs from base 175 to 1488 and encodes 437 amino acids. The record is from RefSeq and is a predicted model, not a curated record. Lineage: Eukaryota; Metazoa; Arthropoda; Insecta; Lepidoptera; Tortricidae. Gene Ontology annotation, biological process: sensory perception of smell; detection of chemical stimulus involved in sensory perception of smell. The transcript is spliced from 9 exons. Gene Ontology annotation, cellular component: plasma membrane. Gene Ontology annotation, molecular function: olfactory receptor activity; odorant binding.